AGUAACGGAUUUUCUUUUCUUUCUUCUUCCGUUAUAAAAGGAAUAUAAUAAUAUUAUAAUAUCAGAUAUUAUCUCAGGAAUAUCAGAUUCCGGCGGUUACACACCGCUGAUGCUUAUAUAUUCGGUGUGCAUUCUGGCAAUAGCAGAGAAAAAAGGCAUUUAGUUGGGUCAAAAAUCGGGUCAAUUUGUUAAUGGAAGCGUUGAGAGCAAACCCAACUGGCCUCAGGGUCUCUCCAUUACAUCUCAAGCCUAGUUUACACAAAUCAGCUGCACUCAUUCGAUUUCCCAGGUCAAUUGGUUACAUUUCUGGAGGGAUUUAUUACUCUUCUAAGCUCCCAAUGCGUAGCUCUGUUCGAGCUCAACAGGAGUUGAAAGAUGGGGCGGAAGUGGUUUCUGGUGGGAGUGAUUCGGAGGGGGAGGAGAUUAAAGUUGAGUGGGAUGGUGCGAAGUAUCAAGAUGAGAUAGCUGAAGCUCAGGGUAUACGGAUUAGAAGGAGGCCUUCGACCGGACCUCCUCAGCAUGCUGUAGGCCCGUUUGAGUUUCGUCUGCAGAAUGCAGGUAAUACUCCUCGGAAUAUUCUCGAGGAGAUUAUAUGGAAUACGGAUGUGGAAGUAUCUCAGAUGAAAGAGAAGAAACCUCUGGGAGCAAUUGCAAAAACUCUUCAGAUUGCCCCUCCAGCUAGAGACUUUGUUGGAGCUCUGAAAUCAUCAUAUUUGCGAACUGGAUUCCCUGCUUUAAUUGCUGAAGUGAAAAAGGCUUCACCUAGUAGAGGAAUUUUAAGAGAAGAUUUUGAUCCGGUUCAAAUUGCUAAAUCUUAUGAGAAAGGUGGAGCAGCUUGUCUUAGUGUUUUGACAGACAAGAAGUAUUUUCAGGGAGGCUUUGAAAAUCUGGAAGCUAUACGGAAUGCCGGAGUAAAGUGCCCACUAUUAUGCAAAGAUUUUAUUAUAGAUGCAUGGCAACUCUACUAUGCCCGAAGUAAAGGUGCAGACGCAGUUUUGUUAAUUGCUGGUGUUUUGCCCGAUCUUGAUAUCAAAUACAUGUCAAAAAUUUGCAAGAAGCUUGGUUUGGCAGCACUUGUUGAGGUACAUAACGAGAGGGAAAUUGAUCGAGUUCUUGAAUUAGACGGGAUUGAGCUUAUUGGCAUCAACAAUCGUGAUCUUGAAACAUUUAAGGUCGACACCAGCAACACCAAAAAGCUUCUCGAAGGUGCCCGUGGACAAAAGAUUCGUGAGAAAGACAUCAUUGUGGUCGGUGAGUCUGGAAUUUUCACUCCCGAUGAUAUUGCUUAUGUACAAGAAGCUGGGGUCAAAGCAGUGCUGGUUGGGGAGUCGCUCGUGAAACAAGAUGAUCCGGCGAAGGGCAUAACCGCACUUUUCGGCAAAGAUAUAGCUUCAUAAGUUACAAAUUUUAAGUUCUGGGCACUGUUUUGCUAUAUGAGUAACUUCAAAGGGGUUUCUUUGCCCAUAUUGUAUUCCAUAAUUUUCAGCUCCACCAUUUCUUGGAUCAUAUCAUUUGGUUCAAGCCCGGUGGCUAAACCAUAAAGAACUAACUUAUAUGAAGUGAUUUCACAUAAAGGAAAUAGUUAUAAUUUUAGUUUCAA
Messenger RNA from Daucus carota subsp. sativus, 1600 nucleotides. RefSeq names its product indole-3-glycerol phosphate synthase, chloroplastic. The transcript has 10 exons. Gene Ontology annotation, biological process: L-tryptophan biosynthetic process. The record is from RefSeq and is a predicted model, not a curated record. Gene Ontology annotation, molecular function: phosphoribosylanthranilate isomerase activity; indole-3-glycerol-phosphate synthase activity. NCBI's taxonomy places the organism in Eukaryota, Viridiplantae, Streptophyta, Magnoliopsida, Apiales, Apiaceae. The coding region runs from base 192 to 1397 and encodes 401 amino acids.